AUCCGCAUCAGAUUUCUUGCAGUAAAAAGGACAGGGGUGCGCACUACUGAGUGUGUGUGAGAGAGUGAGUAAGGCAGACAGCAGAGAGUGAAGGAGUUGUACAGACCUGCGACGGACUGACGAGACAUCGCAAAAAUAUUAAAGCGACGCUACUUGAAAUAAAAGCAACUAUGGAAAGAACGAUGUUGGGACGCUGCAGGUUUUGGACCUUAAUUGCUUUAACACUGCAAGUGUGUUUGGCUGAGGUCAAAGUCACGGUGACCCCAAAGGUGGAGGUGAUUAAAGGAGAGACUGCCAAGCUGCCGUGCACAUACACCACCACUGCAUCUGCCUCCACUGUUGUUACUCAGUGGUUCAUUGAGGUUGCAGGUGUAAGGAAGCAGAUAGCUUACAAGAGUGACCACAGUUUUGGCGUUGAUGCUAACACACCGUUGACAGAUCGGUUAGUCUUGGGAGAUGACUUGUCCAUCACCAUUUCCCCAGUCAUGGUGGAUGAUGAGAGGAGCUUUUACUGCCAAGUUAUCGCGGGAUCUACGGGGGUCUCUGAGGCUGAAACCGUGGUCAAGGUUUUCUAUGCUCCAGAGAAGCCUGUGAUAUCUGGCAAUGACCAGUCUAUCGCUCUCUUUGAGGGAGUAACCUCCUCCUCUGAGGUUGGAAGGUGCACCAGUAGGAACGCACACCCUCAGCCUCGUUUAAUCUGGUUCAAGGAUGGCACACCUAUGCCUGAAGUAAAGGACGUUAAGGAGAAAACAUACAUGAUAGCUGGUGUAGUGAAGGAAGCCUCAGGCCUGUACACUGUGACCAGCACACUGUUCAUGCGGCCAGAAAAAGCAGAUGCUAAAUCAGUUUUCCAUUGCACUGUGGAGUACAGCAUGCCAAACAAACAGAUCAAACAGGAAAGCUCUGAUACAUUCAACCUCACGUUGCUUUAUUCAGCGGAAAAUGUGUUUUUUAAAAUUAUGAAUCAUGGGCCGAUCAAAGAGGGGGAUGAUGUGCAUAUGAUCUGUGAGACUGAUGGAAACCCUCAGCCAAACUUUAUUUUUUCUGAAGAGGAGAACCAAUUGACAGGGUCAGCAGGUAGUUUGAUGUUGAAGAGUGUGACCCGCGAGGACGCUGGAACUUAUAAGUGUGAAGCUGAGGAUUUUGAUGCUGGACCCGACGUUAUACUUGAAAAGACUUUGAACGUUAAUGUGCAUUAUCUUGACCCUGUGGUUGUAGCUCCAGAAGGUCCUUUGAAUGUUUCUCAGGGAAAUGCUGUGGAGCUUCAAUGUAAGACCAAGUCCUCGGACAGUUACACCCUGCAGUGGAAAAGGGGCUCAAAGGUGCUGUCGCAGAACGGUGUGUUGACUCUCCAGUCAGUGACUCUCUCUGACGCUGGUCUGUAUUUAUGUGUGGGAGCUGUACCCACUGUGCCAGGUCUCGAAAAGCAAGCCAAUGUCACCAUUACCGUCCAAGGUAAACCUGAGAUUGAGGCUCCAGUGAAUGGUAUGGUUGCUAAAGAGGGGAACUUAGUCACUCUCAACUGCUCCGCUCUUGGUUAUCCUGCUCCACAGUUCACCUGGAAACCCUCUGGCAAAGAGUCUGUAACAGUAAUGGGGAAUAAGUUCAUCAGCACUAUCACACUUAAAGCCACAUCUGCAGUUCUGAACGACGGUGUCACAUGCGAAGCAUCCAACGUGCAUGGAAAAGACAGCAAGAAAUUUACGGUGUCCAUCAAAGAGCAAGCUACAGCAGCAGAUGCCAAUGCCGCUAACCGAGGAAACCCCGUGUUUAAAACAGCCGAAACACAGCAGGCGGGUUCAAGCGUGGUCGUGAUCGCGGUGGUGGUGUGCGUUCUGCUGCUGCUUAUAUUGGUGGCUGUGAUCUUCUUCCUGAAUAAGAAAGGCAAGCUAAGCUGUGGAAAGAAGGACAAGAAGGACGUGCCUUCUGGUGACAUGAAAGGUGAUAUUGUGGUGGAGAUGAAGUCCGGCGAUAAAGGCAACGAGGAGGCCGGUCUGCUUAACAAACCUCAUGCAGAUCAGUGAUAAAGACAGAGAAGAACUCAAGAGGAGAUGAAGUGUUGGAAUUUAAGCGCUGUUUUCUCUUCAUGAGAAUUAAGCCUGAUGGAGAAGAGAGAAGAUACAUUUUUAGUUGUACAGUUUUCUUUUGGGUUGGGAAAGAAUGGGCGUUAUUUUGAUGAAUCUGGGGGGGGGGGUGUGGGUGGUUGUAGGGGCAACAAAUGUAAAUCUGGCAUUAUUUUGAUAAGGGUGUCUACUGUAUCAUGAUUAUAGCAGGUCAAUCUUUGUCCAUUCAGAAUGUCUGGGUAGUAGAUCUCUUUAUGGAAUAAUGCAGUUCAGUGCUACACAAGCAGUGUCAAUUUUGCUUAAAGGAAAACACCACCGUUUUUCAAUUUUUACUACGUUCUUACCUCAACUUAAACAAAUUAAUACAUACCUAUCUUUUUUUCA
Molecule: messenger RNA, 2447 nt
Organism: Misgurnus anguillicaudatus (oriental weatherfish)
Lineage: Eukaryota; Metazoa; Chordata; Actinopteri; Cypriniformes; Cobitidae
Source: RefSeq, a predicted model, not a curated record